Lacerta agilis (Sand lizard) is the source of this 1236-nucleotide messenger RNA. It is a transcript of the gene LYL1, whose product is annotated as LYL1 basic helix-loop-helix family member. Gene Ontology annotation, molecular function: protein dimerization activity; DNA-binding transcription factor activity, RNA polymerase II-specific; RNA polymerase II cis-regulatory region sequence-specific DNA binding. The record is from RefSeq and is a predicted model, not a curated record. Lineage: Eukaryota; Metazoa; Chordata; Lepidosauria; Squamata; Lacertidae. Gene Ontology annotation, biological process: regulation of transcription by RNA polymerase II.
AUGAGAAGCGAAGAAAAAAUGAUGGAGAAGCUGGAGACCCCUCAGCCGCCGGUUGCCCCAGAACAGCAAACCACACCACCAGUCUCCCCAAUUGAUAUCCCCUCCCCAGCUACUGGGGGGGAUGAGGUUGAGGCCACCCCAUCGCCCACAACCCCCACCUCUUCCUCCCCUCCAGCCAAGGGAGCCUCUCCUCCUGAGCCUCCCCCGGCCCCAUUGCCUCACAGCGUCCCGGUCAUCAGCCUGAGCUACAGCAGCAAGCCCCCCGCCCAUGCCGAGGUCCCCACCACUCACCUCACUGCUCUGCACCCCAUUCCCAGCCUCUUACAGCUCUCAGCUCUUCCAGCUGGCCCUCCUCCGCCCCCUAUGGCGAAUUUAGCCGGAGUGAGGAGCCCCCUUUUGGCCCCACAGUAUCAGCCUCAGUACCAGCCCUUUCUCAACAGCAUCUACAUUGGCAGCUCUGGGACUUUUGGCCUCUUCCCCAACAACCGCCUCAAGCGGAGGCCGAGCCAUUAUGAACAGGACAUCACGGAGGGUCACCAGCCCCAGAAGGUGGCACGCCGGGUCUUCACCAACAGCAGGGAGCGCUCGCAGCAGAAUGUCAACGGUGCCUUCGCCGAGCUGCGGAAGCUCAUCCCUACCCACCCACCCGACAAGAAGUUGAGCAAGAACGAGAUCCUUCGCCUGGCCAUGCGAUAUCAACUUCCUGGUCAAUUGCUGAGCGACCAGGCCAGGUCAGCUGGCGGGGAACCUCCCGAAUCAGAAGCGCCUUGCAAUGACCCCAGGACUCCCUCGCCACCCACAGCACCCAUAAAAAUGGAGCAAGGGACUGUGGAGCCAGUGACUGUACUGGGGGCAGGAGUGCCGUGGUGAUGAACAGCUCCCUGCCCAAAUGUGUGCGUCCGUUGCUUCUCUCCCUUCCACACGCUCAAACAGUGCCACACAGCCACAUGUGUAGACUGAAGCACCUGGACCGAAUAUCCCUUCUGGGCACUGGAUGGAGGACUUGUGAUGUGGAGGGUGCUAUGCCCUUCCGAGGAUGAAAACUUGGAUUUCAGGGUCUGAAAUCCACACAGGGAUCCAUGGAACAGUCCCCUUUGAGCAGGACAUCCCGCCAUGACCACCUGGUGAUUAAAAGCAGGGACUUCUUUCCGAGGAGGAAUUAGGAGUGGGGCUUUUUUAUGUUCAUGUAUGUAUCCAGCUUGGCUUGUUUCCAGAAUGACCCACGAGAAGGGGGUG